AUGUCGGCAACGACAACGACGAGCGCAGCCCCUCCCGCCCCCGCGGCCACCGUCGCGGCCUCCGCGAACGCAAACGGUAACACCACCAAGCGCGUCGCGGUCAUCACUGGUGCCGGCCAGGGGAUCGGCGCGGGCAUCGCCGUGCGCCUCGCCAAGGACGGGCUCGACCUCGUCCUCUCCGACCUGCCCAGCAACCGCGAGAACCUCGACAAGGUCGCCGAGGAGUGCCGCGCCAACGGCGCCAAGGUUGUCGUCAAGGACUGCGACGUCGCGGACGAGGCGCAGGUCAAGGCCCUUGUUGAGGCCACAAAGGAGCUGGGCGGUAUCGAUGGUGAGUCACCCCUCUCCUGCUCGAUGGUCGGCUCCGCAGAGUCUCCGCUCCGCGAUGGCGGCGAACGCACGGCCAUCAGCCCUGUACCCUGCAGCAGCGACUCACCUCCUUCCUCUUCUGUCGUCUCGGGUUUCCCGGCGACCACUGGACCGGGCCAGCCAGCUACCUGA
This is a messenger RNA of Trichosporon asahii var. asahii CBS 2479, 501 nucleotides long. RefSeq lists its product as uncharacterized. The record is from RefSeq and is a predicted model, not a curated record. Lineage: Eukaryota; Fungi; Basidiomycota; Tremellomycetes; Trichosporonales; Trichosporonaceae. Bases 1 to 501 code for a protein of 166 amino acids. The transcript has a single exon. Gene Ontology annotation, cellular component: membrane.